GCUCGGGCUCGGCCUCGCGAGACUUCCGCGCUGGCCUCGGCCCGCCCCGCCUCGCUCCCACUCGCCCACUGGCCCUCUCGCUCCUCCCCCUCUGCCAAUCGAUCUGCCCGUUCGCCGUCGUGGCCCCGCCCACUCACCCGGGCUCCUCCCGGAUUGGGGUCGACGGGGCGGCCCCCGCGCGCGCCGGAUGGCCGCGGCGCGUGACGUCAGCGCGCCGCCACCGCCCGCCGCCGAGAGUCGCGCGGCUCCCGCCCUCCGCGGUGCAACAGCAGCGAGACCCGCCGCCCCGGGCCCGGGCCGCACUCGGGAGCGGGGCGUCGCCGCUGCAGCCGCCGCCUCGGGAGCCGGUGAGCGGUGCGCGGUCCCCGGCGCCGCGGGGGAGGGGGCCUGCGGGAGAGGGCGGGGUCGGCCGCACGCGGGGUCUAGGCAGGCCAGCGGCCCGGAGGACGCGCGGGGGAGCGGGCGGCGCGCGCGGGGCGGCCCCGGCGCCCAAUAAAGUCUGCUUUGACGAGAAACGCCUGUGCCUCCUUUUUCGCGUCGGGUGGCGUUUGCUCUCGGCGCCUGGCUCCGGGCGGGCGAUGGCGGCGACUAGAAACCCAUGGUUAAUCACAAGCGUCUUCAGCAUCCCGUCCUGCUUCUGUCUGACAAAACUUCACCCUUGGAUCAACCCACCUCUGUCUCUGCGCUUCUGGAAUCCUGGGACCCACCGCAGGAGACACCGCUCACCCAAGUACCCGGCCAUCAAGGCCCUGAUGCGGCCCGACCCUCGCCUCAAGUGGACGGUGCUGGGGCUGGUGCUGGCGCAGCUGCUGGCCUGCUGGCUGGUGCGGGGCCUGGCGUGGCGCUGGCUGCUCUUCUGGGCCUACGCGUUCGGGGGCUGCGUGAACCACUCGCUGACGCUCGCCAUCCACGACAUCUCGCACAACGCCGCCUUCGGCACGGGCCGCGCCGCGCGCAACCGCUGGCUCGCCGUGUUCGCCAACCUGCCCGUGGGGGUGCCCUACGCCGCCUCCUUCAAGAAGUACCACGUGGACCACCACCGCUACCUGGGCGGCGACGGGCUGGACGUGGACGUGCCCACGCGCCUCGAGGGCUGGCUCUUCUGCACGCCGGCCCGCAAGCUGCUGUGGCUGGCGCUGCAGCCCCUGUUCUACUCGCUGCGGCCGCUGUGCGUGCACCCCAAGGCCGUGACCCGCAUGGAGGUGCUCAACGCGCUGGUGCAGCUGGCCGCCGACGCCGCCAUCUUCGCCCUCUGGGGGCUGAAGCCCGUGGUCUACCUGCUGGCCAGCACGCUGCUGGGCCUGGGCCUGCACCCCAUCUCGGGCCACUUCGUGGCCGAGCACUACAUGUUCCUCAAGGGCCACGAGACCUACUCCUACUACGGGCCCCUCAACUGGAUCACCUUCAACGUGGGCUACCACGUGGAGCACCACGACUUCCCCAGCAUCCCGGGCUGCAACCUGCCCCUGGUGCGGAAGAUCGCACCCGAGUACUACGACCACCUACCGCAGCACCACUCGUGGGUGAAGGUGCUCUGGGACUUCGUGCUCGAGGACUCCCUGGGGCCCUACGCCAGGGUGAAGCGGGUGUGCAAGCUGGCGGAGGAGCGUCUGUGAGCCCGGGGCGGAGGACCCGGCGGAACCCGGGGGCCUGCUGCCCCGCCCUGCACCCCCCUGCUGCAGAGCCGGGUUGUCACUGCCCACCCCACCCCACCCCACCCCCAGCCCAGUGCCCAGAGCUGCUUUCGCUGCAUUUGGUUCCUGCACUGACCGCGGUCUUGUCCCCCAGAACCCAGGACUGCAUCCGGCCACAGCGGGCACACGUGCAGCCUGGAGAAGCUUGGUCCGCACCUGCACUGUCGACCCAGGCCAGGCCCUCCUUUCCUGGGCCUCGGGGACGGAGGCCUGGCCCUGCCCUGGGUGCUCUGUGCCGCCUCCACCGAGCUGACGUCCCUGGUGUUCCCGUGCCCUAAACUCAGUUCGGUGUUUUGUUUUCACAUCCACAGACCGUGCUUCCCAGGGGCGGCGUGGUUCCAGCCCAGCCUCAGACUGAGGCCCCCCCCCCCCCCCCGCCGGACCCUGCAGACCUCAGGCCUGUGGAUCUCCUUCCCGGCAGGCCCCGGCUGCACCCCGCCUGCUCUCCGGCCUUGGGGACUGCGGCCGCUUCACGCUGUGUGCUUAGCACCCCUGCGGUCCUGCCUUUGUGAGUGGCCCCUGCACAUCCUGGGGCUUGGGGGGGUCCACGUGGCCCUGAAGCUCCUCGUUAGCGGCCUUCCCUCCUCUCCAGCCCGGCUGAGUGUGGACACUGCCCCCCUGAGCUGUGCUCCCGCCCCACCUCGAGGCUCUGGCCUGAGGGAAGCCCUCCCUGACCCUAGAGGUUUUAGCCCAGACAGGGUGGAGUCUGUCUCCCGGACCGACUCCCCAAGGACUUGAGAUCUUCAUAAACGGGUGCCGCAGGCCAGAUGCACGGAGGGGAGACAUGUGACUGGGCAGACAGGUGGCUGCCCGAGUGAGCCAUGGCCCCGAGGGAAGCAGGCUGGUGGCCCUGGUGGUGGCCCUGUCUUUACUGGUGGGGGCACGGCCCUUGGCCCUUGGGGGCUGCAAGGGGUGGGGUCCUGGUCUCCCAGAGGCAGGCAGGCAGCAGGAGGGGUGCCUAAGGUUGGGGAGGCUGAGGACCCGCCCCCCCCCCCCCCCCCCCCCCAGCCACCGUGGGCACCGCUGGGCCCUGUGAGCUGGCCCAGGAGAGGGAGGAGGGCUGUCAGGAAGGCACGUGGCAGCUCCCAGGGCCCGAGACCUGGCCGGUGCUGCGCAAGGACUUCCUGCCCGGGACUGGGAGUGGCCUCAUGUGGUUCCAGGCACCCCUGUGUCCGAGAACGGUCUGACACCGGGAUGGCCCUGGGAAGAGGCCCGGGCCCCGGGGCUGUUGUGUGAGGCAGCGCAGCUUGGCGGGAGUACUUUGAGCCCGGAAGGGGGGCCCCUCCCUGUGCAAACAGGCUGGCCCGAGCCAGGUGAGUGCAGCCCCUCCCGCCGCCGGCCUGGGGACUCCUCAGGGCCUGCCAGCCCACCUGUCCGCAGAGCUGUCCCGAGGAGGAGACUGUCACCACCUGCCAGCUACCCGCCAGACCCCAGAUGACAGGAUCAGUGGGCCUGGAAUCUGUCGCCCUGGGUUACAACCAGAACCACUGCCGGCCCUGGGGGCUGCUCACCUCCCGACAGAACCACCCGGCUCCUGUCUGCACGGUUGUUGGGAGCACUCGAGGAGACAGGGGGGUGGGGGGGUGGUCCAGAGCCCGGCUAGAAAACAGCAGUCCCCUGUCAGUCGGACGGUGGGCCCCACCUCCUCCCCUCCCACGAGGCCCCCGCAGGAUGGCUGGGUGCAUUGCUGUGCCUGUGGUGGCCAUGAGAUGGUCCAGGAUUCCAAGGCCUGGCCACUGGCUGGGGCCCUGCUCCCGGCACGGGGUCAGACCGUCUCUGGCUCGGAAGGGGAACGUGUGCGGUGUGAGAAGCGCUGGCAUAUGCCUCGGGCGGGCGUGCGGGCCAGGGUGGUGGUCCUUCCUGGAGGAUGCAGCCUGCCUCACUCUCCUACUGCCUCGCGGAGCCCAAGCUGCCACUCCCGGCCCUGCGGUCAGGACGCACGUGGAGUCUGAGGUUGCAGUGUGGACGGCACUCGGGGCCCACCCCUGGGGGAGACCAUCGCGGGCCAGCUGGAAGCGCGCGAGCUGCCCCGGCUCCCGCCUUCCCCGUCUGCAUUCAGCCUGACUACCGGCCGAGGCCUCUGCUGGCCCCUCUGCUCCCCCGGGGGACGGCGUCCUCAGCCAGGAGCGGCCGGAGCCGGCGCGGGAGAGUGAGCCGGAGCCAGGGGUGUGGACAGUAAGCGUUUAUUAGCACGUGGACACAGACACCGCGGUGCGUGGACAGACUUCAACCACCACGACGCUGGGGACCGCUCGCCGCUGACCGCAUCACCUAGGAGAAAACUCGGAAACCAUCUAAUGAAGUGUGUGAUCUGGGGAGUCCUCUAUAAACCAAAGAAAUGUACACUUAAAUAGGCAAAUAUAAAAUACAAAAAAGGCGAGUAGACCGGUGCUGUGUCAGAUAGAAUCUAAAAAAAUCCAGAAAUUGGAA
Molecule: messenger RNA, 4124 nt
Organism: Leopardus geoffroyi (Geoffroy's cat)
Lineage: Eukaryota; Metazoa; Chordata; Mammalia; Carnivora; Felidae
Gene: DEGS2
Product: delta 4-desaturase, sphingolipid 2
Exons: 4
Coding region: 579-1616 (345 amino acids)
Biological process (GO): ceramide biosynthetic process; sphinganine metabolic process
Cellular component (GO): membrane
Molecular function (GO): sphingolipid delta-4 desaturase activity
Source: RefSeq, a predicted model, not a curated record